AUGUCUUCUCCUCAGGCCGUCAAGGAUUCAGCUAAAAAAUUAGUUAAUUUACUGGAGAAAUAUCCAAAGGAUCGUAUACCCCACUUGGUCUCAUUCAAGGAUGUACAAAUAGCAAGAUAUAGACGUGUAGCGGGCUUACCCAAUGUAGAUGACAAAGGAAAAUCUAUAAAAGAGAAAAAACCCUCUUUAGAUGAAAUAAAGAGUAUUAUUAAUAGAACUUCAGGCCCAUUAGGGCUAAAUAAGGAGAUGUUAGCUAAAAUUCAAAAUAAAAUGGUCGAUGAAAAGUUCACGGAAGAAAGUAUCAACGAGCAAAUUCGUGCCUUGGGCACUAUAAUGAGUAAUAAAUUCAGAAACUAUUACGAUAUUGGCGAUAAGCUUUAUAAACCUGCGGGAAAUCCCCAUUAUUAUCAACGACUAAUAGAUGCCGUUGACGGUAAGAAAAAGGAAAGUCUACUCACAGCAAUGAGAACUGUAAUAUUUGGUAAGUAA
Molecule: messenger RNA, 489 nt
Organism: Saccharomyces paradoxus
Lineage: Eukaryota; Fungi; Ascomycota; Saccharomycetes; Saccharomycetales; Saccharomycetaceae
Gene: CBP6
Product: Cbp6p
Exons: 1
Coding region: 1-489 (162 amino acids)
Biological process (GO): mitochondrial respiratory chain complex III assembly
Cellular component (GO): Cbp3p-Cbp6 complex; mitochondrion
Molecular function (GO): ribosome binding
Source: RefSeq, a predicted model, not a curated record